AUGGCGACACAAAACGCUAACGGUGGUUCCGAUGAGCCAGACAGCAUUCAGACGAAAAAUGGCAACCAGCACGAACACGAGAAUAGUAACGUUGGUAGUCUGGAAGAGAGAUACGCGCGACAGUUGCUGGAAGAUCCCAAUGGUGUCACCCAAGGAGCGCAGACUGGUAUUCAAAAGGCUGAAGCUACUGCUUUGGUUUGGACCAGAACGGCUUUGUACGCCACAUAUGCCUGGAUUUGGUUAUGCUUCUUUGUUCUGUCCAUGCAGUCGUCGAUCAACGCAAAUCUGGUCUACUACGCUUACGCAAAGUUUGCCUCCGCUCCUCAGAUAUCCCAGGCCUAUGUUAUAUCGACGAUUGUUGGCGGAGUGAUUCAAUUGCCCAUCGCCAAGAUCUUGAAUGUCUGGGGCCGUGCAGAAGGUCUCUUGAUUGUUCUGGCAAUAAAUCUUCUUGGUCUAAUAGUUAUAUCUGUAUGCAACGGUCCCAAUGGAUUUGCCGCAGGUUAUACUCUGUAUCAAAUCGGAUAUAGCCAAUUGAACUUCAUUCUGAAUGUGUUUGUCGCCGACGCAUCGGGGUUAAGAAAUCGCGCAUUUGUGUACGCGUUCACUGGGAUUCCUACACUGUGUACGGCCUUUACUGGAUCCCUUGUUGCUCAAGCGUUCAUAACCCAUUCUACCUGGCGUUGGGCAUACGGUUGUUUCACAAUCAUCACAUUUGCGUUCAUCGUGCCGGUCGCUGUGGUGUUCAAAUUCUAUCAGCGCAAAGCUGAAAAGCUGAAUCUUCUGGUCAAGAAUCUUAGUGGUAGGACAAUGGUACAAUCCGUCGUUCAUUAUAUCCACGAGUUCGAUAUCAUUGGGGGUUUUAUUCUCAUGGCAGCAUUUGUAUUAUUCCUUUUGCCGUUUAGCCUUGAAACCUAUGGCUUCAGCGGAUACUCCUCUGCUACUUUCAUUACGAUGGUAACAAUCGGGAUCCUUUUAUUCCCCGUUUUUGCCCUGUGGGAGUAUCACUUUGCGAGAACCGGCUUUAUUCGGUGGGAGUUGCUGAAAAAGCGGACAGUUAUUGGGGCAUGUAUCCUGGCAGCUCUCAUCUUUUUCAAUUACUAUACCUGGGAUCAGUACUUCUACUACUACGUCCAGGUUGUCUACGACCUCGAUGUCACAAAAACAGGAUAUAUGACUCAAAUAUAUGGUGUUGGAUCAACUAUAUGGGCUGUCCUUUUUGGAGUGUGGAUCCGCCAAACCAAACACUUCAAAAAGGUGUGUUUAUUCUUUGGAGCGCCAUUAAUGCUGUUGGGCGCUGGACUUAUGAUUCACUUUCGUGGCUCUCAAAGCGACAUUGGAUACUUGGUAAUGUGCCAGAUCUUUAUCGCCUUUGGAGGCGGUACUCUGGUCAUUGGCGAUGAAAUGGCCGUGAUGGCUGCCGCAGACCGUGAUGGCAUUCCGAUGAUGCUUGCACUGAUCAGUCUAUCUUCCAGCGUUGGCGGUUCCAUUGGCUACGCCGUUGCUUCCGCCAUAUAUUCCAAUACGUUUCCUCAAGCUCUGCUCAGAGCGCUACCGAAUUAUGCAAAAUCGGACUUUGAGACCAUUUACGCCGGCGGACCAGCGGUACAACUUACGUACCCUCCCGGAAGUGAGGUUAGGGAUGCGAUUAAUUACGCGUGGGCAUACAGUCAGAAGUACGAGUGCAUCACGGCAGCGGUGCUUGUUCUUCUUGCUUUCCCAGCAAUUGCCAUAUGGAAAGACUAUAAUGUAGACAAGAAGCAAGUUAAAGGCACGGUUAUCUGA
This is a messenger RNA of Talaromyces rugulosus, 1782 nucleotides long. RefSeq lists its product as uncharacterized. The record is from RefSeq and is a predicted model, not a curated record. NCBI's taxonomy places the organism in Eukaryota, Fungi, Ascomycota, Eurotiomycetes, Eurotiales, Trichocomaceae. Gene Ontology annotation, biological process: transmembrane transport. The coding region runs from base 1 to 1782 and encodes 593 amino acids. Gene Ontology annotation, molecular function: transmembrane transporter activity. The transcript is spliced from 2 exons.